Molecule: messenger RNA, 2553 nt
Organism: Tribolium castaneum (red flour beetle)
Lineage: Eukaryota; Metazoa; Arthropoda; Insecta; Coleoptera; Tenebrionidae
Product: inter-alpha-trypsin inhibitor heavy chain H4
Exons: 17
Coding region: 47-2494 (815 amino acids)
Source: RefSeq, a predicted model, not a curated record
AAGCAGACAAUGCAUAUAUUUUUUAAAAAGUUUGGAAACACCCAAAAUGAAGCUCAAACACCUAUCUAUUUUAUUUUUACCACUACUUUACUGUACAGUUUCUUGUGAUCUAGUAGUGUCUAGUACCGAAUCCCCCAAACCAGAAAACAACACAACUAGUCAUAAUGAUUCCCAAAUUAUCCCUGAAAUACACUCUAUGCACGUUUAUUCAAACAUAAGCAAUCGUUAUGCAACAACGCUCGUUACAACUAGGGUAAGAAAUUUAAAUAAAACAGCGGCGGCAGCUACGUUUUCGGUUCUGUUGCCUGAAAAUGCUUUCAUGUCAGCGUUUGAGAUGGAAAUUGAUGGAAAAUUAUACAAGGGUCAUGUGGAAGAGAAGGAGAAAGCGACACAAUUGUAUCGAAAGGCGGUGUCGAAAGGACAAAGUGCAGCUCGUGUCGAAUUCAAUGCAAGGGAUUCGAAAGUUUUCACAUUUUCGGCAAACUUAAAGCCUGAAAGCAAUGCCACAUUUAGGCUGAUUUACGAAGAGUUACUCAGGCGCCAGUUUGGACAAUAUCAGCAUGUUAUUAAUAUCCAUCCUGGCCAAAUUGUGGAUGACCUUUAUGUCAAAAUUCAUAUCAACGAAAGCAGACCAUUAAAAUUCGUUAAUACUCCCUUCCUGAGAACAGGAAAUGAGAUUGGUAAUAAUGACGACAAAGUUUAUUUUUCGGGAAAAAUGCAAGUUGAGUCAACUUUGGCUUUUAUGGAAUUCAAGCCUGAAAAAAGCCGGCAAAGCCAAAUUGGCCAACUUUUGGGAAACGGUAACAAAACUGGAAUCGCUGGACAACUCGUAGUCGAAUACGAUGUCGAAAGGGACUCUCACGGAGGAGAGAUUUUAGUACAUAACGGAUAUUUUGUCCACUUUUUCUCCCCUUCGGGCCUCAAACCUUUGCCUAAACACGUGGUGUUUGUCCUAAACCACGGACUUACGAUGCACGGACGAAAAAUCGAUCAGUUGAUUGACGCAAUGCAAAAGAUUUUAUCCGAAUUAACCGAAAAUGAUGCUUUUGAUAUUGUGCGUUUUGGAGCCACGCCUUCAGUGUGGGAUUCAACACGACAUAAAUUUAUCCGACUUCCAGAUUUACGUCAUUAUGGAAAUCUUGAACCUUACGUAAAAAAACUAUUUCUACCACGGACGUCUAAAGCUGUGAGACAAAACAUUGAAGCGGCUAGAAGCACAAUUUACGACAAGUCGGGCUUGGGGCUUUCUAACCCAGUCUAUGCGUUGGAAGUUGGCUUAUUCCUGGCCAAGAGAAUUCAAGACAAUUUGCCUAACAGAUACCAACCCAUGAUUAUAUUUUUGACUGACUCUUACCCCACUGUUGGGAUGACAUCUCAAAACGAAAUCAUAAAUACCGUAACGAAAGUUAACAACAACCGAAUUCCAAUUUUCUCUCUGUCGUUUGGGGAAGAUGUCGAUAAAAAUUUCAUGAGGCAACUGGCGGCCAAAAAUUUGGGCUUUUCGGGUCACAUUUAUGAAGCUCUGGACGCUUCAGUCCAAAUACUAAAUUUCUAUCGUUCGAUUUCAUCACCUGUUUUGAGCCAAGUGAAUUUUAAAUACCUGGAUGGUGUAAACAAUGUAACAAAAACACACCACCCUUUAGUUUUCAAAGGGUCCGAACUGGUUGUGGCUGGGAAAAUAAAUGGUAGUUCUCAAAUUUUAAGUCAUGUCGAAGGCUGGUCUAAAACUGGGUUUGUUAAAUUUAACGCCACAAGGACCGAAACUGUUAAUUCUUUAGAAAGGGUUUGGGCGUAUUUAACUAUUAAACAAGGUUUAGAACAGAGGGGAUUUGAAGACAAUGUUUUAAGUCCAACCAAGCAAGCGGUUAAUAUUUCAUUGAAAUACUCGUUCCUUUCUCCUGUCACUGCCGAAAUUGUUAAUGAAACUGUUGUUGAAACCGAAGUGGCGACGGUAAAACAAGGUUUUCAGCCAAACCAAGUUUCAGAAAUUUCGGGUGUUGAUUUGUUACGCUUGUUCGAAGGCCAUAAAACGCCCAAAAGACAAUGGACGCCGAUAAUCAUUGUUGAAGAAAUGCCUCAAACGCUUUCAGGAUGGCAACGCUUAAUCCCCGCUCAAAAUAUUCCUGAAAGACAGUGGGGACCGAUACCUCCAUGGCUAGGAAUCCCUGUUGAAGAAAGGCGACCUCCUCAUCAAGUUGAAGACUUCAAUAAAGCUCCCGAGCCCAGGUGGAUUCAAGACAUGAUAGAACAUAAUAGACAUCAUAUUUUUACUCCACUAGGUUUACUUAAACUGAGUCGAAGUGCCGAUGUAGUAAUGCACCCCCAGUGUCCCAAAACACCAAGAGGAACUGCUGGAAAAUGCGUAAAUGUCUUUGAUUGCCCUGAAAUUUUCAACGAAAUAAAUGACUUCGACGUAUAUUUGCAAUAUUCUUGCCGUUUGGACAAGUAUGCUGGCGUCUGCUGUCCGACCAAAGAGCCUUUAUUUAUAUAUUAAAUGCUUUUUUGUUGAAUUUUGUAUAGACAGACAAUUGACAAAAUAAAUCUUUACCCAUA